This is a messenger RNA of Theileria parva strain Muguga, 489 nucleotides long. It is a transcript of the gene Cnot3, whose product is annotated as NOT2 / NOT3 / NOT5 family protein. Gene Ontology annotation, cellular component: CCR4-NOT core complex; P-body. Lineage: Eukaryota; Apicomplexa; Aconoidasida; Piroplasmida; Theileriidae. Gene Ontology annotation, biological process: nuclear-transcribed mRNA poly(A) tail shortening; regulation of DNA-templated transcription. The record is from RefSeq and is a predicted model, not a curated record. The coding region runs from base 1 to 489 and encodes 162 amino acids. The transcript is spliced from 5 exons.
AUGAAUAAAAAUAUAAACUUUGAGAGACGAAAUACUCGCGGAGAGCAGAGAAACUCUGCCUUUAAGGCAAAAAUUGAAUCAAAAGCUUCGAGGUUAAAGACUUUUCUUGAGUUAGGGGCUCUAAGGUGUGUAUUUGAGCCCAGAAAGCCAUAUACUCCAGUUAACCCCUGGAAAGCUCCACCCUCUUUACCUCAAAGACCACUCACUAACUAUGCCACACCAGCCUUUUACCUGAGACUCCGUGAAGAUACUCUUUUCUUCAUCUUCUAUUAUCUCCCCAACACGAUACAGCAGAAACUGGCUGCUAAGGAGUUGAGGAGAUUAUCGUGGAGAUUCCAUAAAAAGUAUUUGGCGUGGUUUCAGAGGGCUGAGGCGCCCACCAAGGUUACUGAGACCUUUGAACAAGGAACGUUCGUAUAUUUUGACCCGGAAGAGUGGAAAAGGGUGAUUAAGCACGAUUUUACUUUCCAUUACAAUUUCCUGGACUAG